AUGCAAUAGUAGAAACUUCAAUCUACUUGUCCUCAUUUCUAAAGGAUUUUACUUUAAAGAAGUAGUCCUUAAGUUCAUAAGUCUUUAUCUAAGUUAUUAGUAAUUUAUAUUCUUGAAAAUUUAGGUUUUAUUCAAGAAUAAGUAAGUUAAAUGUGAGAUUUGUUAAAGAAAACAAGAUUAUUUGAAUAUAUGUUUGAAAUGUGAAAAGCCAUUAUGUGAUAUUGAAAAAAUAUGUUCUGCUGAGCAUUUAAGAUGUAAAAAUAUUAAUUCCAUAAUAAGUAAAUAGUCCUGAACAUUGUGUGAUAAUUAAUAUUCACUCAAAUUUAAUUGCAUGUCUGAUGUGUAAAAUAGAAAUUUAUGAUUUUGAGCAAACUUUAUAAAGUGAAGAAGAUCAAUAUAUUGAAGAAAUUAUUAAUCCUUAAAAAAUACGAAUGGAAUAUCACAAAUUCUUUUAUAAGUAAGAACCUCAAAAUAUACAAUUUAAAAAUCAAUAAAAUGUUCAACAUGCAGGAAUGUUAAAUAUCUGUAAUAAUAGCCAUUUGAAUUGUGUUUUAUAAAUAUUACUAAAUUAUCCUGUAAUUUAGUAAAUACUUCAAAAGAUAAAUUCUGAAUAUGAAAUAAAUGAAUAUUGUUUGAAAUCUAAUCGUAAAUAAAUUCUUAGAGAAUUAAGUGCCAUGGCCUCUAUUUAUUCAUAACAUCAAUAUAGAAUCAUAAAUCCUUCUAAAGUUAUAAAAAAUCUUGCUCAAAUUGACUCAAAAAUUAUUGGGUAUUCAAGAAAGGAUGCUUAUGUAUUUAUUAUUAUUAUUUUAAUUAGGAUGCUUUUAAGACAGUUAUCAACUUUUUAAAUGAAGAAUUCAAAUUCUCAAAUUUGAAAGGAUACUUUAAAAGUAACUUGAUAUACACAAAACAACCUUUAGGACAUGAUUGGAACAUAAUGUACACUCUAAAAAGUAGUUAGUGCUGAUCCUAGUUAAU
This is a messenger RNA of Paramecium primaurelia, 975 nucleotides long. Lineage: Eukaryota; Ciliophora; Oligohymenophorea; Peniculida; Parameciidae. The record is from the annotation of a GenBank genome assembly.